Populus trichocarpa (black cottonwood) is the source of this 3086-nucleotide messenger RNA. RefSeq names its product disease resistance protein RPM1-like. The transcript has 2 exons. Bases 148 to 2994 code for a protein of 948 amino acids. Lineage: Eukaryota; Viridiplantae; Streptophyta; Magnoliopsida; Malpighiales; Salicaceae. Gene Ontology annotation, biological process: defense response to other organism. Gene Ontology annotation, molecular function: ADP binding. The record is from RefSeq and is a predicted model, not a curated record.
CAUCCAGAUUUAAUAUAUAUAUAUAAACACUAUGUAAAUAGAGAGUGAACUCUCAGAAACACAAACCAACUCCAACUCUGAACACCAAUAUUAAACUCCCUAAAGUUUCAGAAUCACUUGCUGGAAAACUAAAAAGUAAAACCACCCAUGUCUGAAGGCGUGGUAACCUUUUUACUCACGAAGCUUGCAGACUUCCUCGUAGAAAGGGGAAAGAACCUGGCAGGAGUCGAGUGUGAAGUUGAGUAUAUCAGUGAUGAACUAGAGUUCAUGACAGCCUUCCUAAGACUUGGAGAUACGAUGGAAGACAGUGAUCCUGUGUUAAAAUGUUUGGUCAAGAAAGUGAGAGAUGCAGCUUAUGACACGGAGGAUGCUCUUGAUAAUUUCAGCCUAUCCCAUGUUAGUGAUCGUGGGCACGGUAUUUUUUCCUGUUUCAGGAAAAUUUCUCGCUCUAUUAAGGAUAAAAGAGCUCGGCGACGAAUUGCUUCAAAAAUCCAAAGCAUCAAAUCUCGAGUCAUCAGUAUCUCAGAGUCACAUCGGAGAUACUGCAACAAGAAUAAUAUAAUGAUUCAAGGAUCAAGCUCCAACAGCAUCCCUAGGCUGGAAUGUCAAAGGGAUGCCCUUUUAAUAGAAGAAGCUGAUCUGGUGGGCAUUGAAAAACCCAAAAAGCAAUUGAUUGAGUGGCUUCUUGGAAGCAAAACAGGACGUGAAGUGAUUUCUGUGGUCGGAAUGGGAGGCUUGGGAAAAUCAACCUUGGUGAAAAGGGUCUAUGAUGAUUCAAACGUGAAGAAACACUUCAAGUUCCGUGCUUGGGUAACUGUGUCUCAAUCUUUUAAGAGAGAAGACCUCUUAAAAGACAUGAUUCAACAGCUCUUCCGUGUCCAUAGAAAACCAGAUCCAAAAGGUGUGAACAGCAUGGACUACAAUAAGCUAAGAAGUGUCAUCCAUGAAUUCCUUCAACAGAAGAAAUACCUGAUAGUCUUGGAUGAUGUGUGGCACCCAAGUGCUUGGCAUGCUUUCCAGCAUGCGUUGCCAAACAACAUCUGUGGCAGCCGAAUAUUGGUCACCACACGAAAUACUGAAGUUGCCUCUACCUCAUGCAUGGAUUCCCCUGACAAAGUCUACCCUUUAAAUCCGUUGUCUCAAGAAGAAUCAUGGACUUUGUUCUGUAAAAAGAUAUUUCAGAAUAAUAUUUGCCCUCCGCAUUUGAAGAGUGUUUCAGAAACAAUUCUGGAUAGAUGUGAGGGCUUGCCGCUUGCAAUUGUAGCAAUUAGUGGUGUUCUGGCAACAAAGGACAAGAGCAGAAUAGACGAGUGGGAAAUGGUGCAUCGUAGCCUUGGUGCUGGAUUAGAAGAAAAUGACAUGCUGAUGAGUGCAAGAAAAAUACUGUCACUCAGUUACAACGAUUUGCCUUACUAUCUUAAAUCUUGUUUGUUGUAUUUCAGCAUCUUCCCUGUGGGUAACCGAAUCAAGCGCAUGACGCUUAUUCGAUUGUGGAUAGCUGAAGGAUUUGUCAAAGGCAAAGAAGGAAUGACAGUAGAGGAAGUAGCACAAGACUACCUGAAUGAGCUCAUGAAGAGAAGCUUGGUUCAAGUGGUGAAGACAACCACUGAUGGACGGGUAAAAACAUGCCGCAUCCAUGACCUCCUGCGCGAGAUUAUGAUUGCAAUGGCAAAAGACCAGGACUUUGUAGCAAUCGCCAGGGAAGAAGGCAUUACAUGGCCAGAAAAGGUUCGCCGUGUGUCAAUCCAUAAUGCCAUGCCAAAUAAACAACGAAGACAAGUUGCCUCUCGACUUCGUUCGUUGCUUACAUUCUGGGUGGCAGAUUGUAAUUAUGAGUCUCCUGUACGCAAAUUGUUUUCUGGUCGUCUCAGGCUGCUUCACGUGUUGGAUCUGGAAGGCGCACCUCUAAAGGAAUUUCCCAAGGAAAUUGUCAGUCUCUUCCUCUUAAAAUACUUAAGUUUGAGGAAUACCAAAGUGAAUUUUAUUCCGAGUACUAUUAGCCAGCUUAAGAAUCUUGAGACGUUGGAUAUGAAACGUGCUCUAGUCUCUGAAUUGCCUGCUGAGAUUCGGAAGCUCCAGAAACUUUGUUACCUCUUGGUGUAUCGUUUUGAAAUUGAUUCUGAUGACCGGAUCCCCACCAAAUACGGUUUCAAGGCCCCGGAUCAAAUUGGACGUCUACAAUCCUUACAAAAGCUUUGCUUCGUAGAGGCAAAUCAAGGGAGGAAUCUUAUGUUCGAACUGGGAAGACUGAAACAGUUGAGAAAGUUGGGAAUUGUAAAGUUGAAGAAAAAACAUGGGAAGGCUCUCUGUUCUUCUGUUGAAAGGCUGACGAAUCUCCGUGCCUUGUCUGCUACUUCUAUCACAGAAAAUGAGAUUAUUGAUCUGGACUACGUAGCAUCGCCUCCUCAAUAUCUUCAACGAUUGUACUUGGGAGGACGUAUGGAGAAACUACCAGACUGGAUAUCUUCACUGGACAGCUUGGUCAGGUUGGUUUUAAAAUGGAGUCAGUUGAAUGACGACCCACUUGUAUCUCUUCAACAUUUACCCAACCUAGUACAUCUUGAAUUAGUACAGGUUUACAAUGGAGAGCUCUUGUGUUUUCAAGCCAAGGGAUUUCAGCGACUCAAGUUCUUGGGGUUAAAUAAACUAGAAAGGCUCAGGAUGAUAACUGUAGAGCAGGGAGCAAUGCCCUGUCUAGAAAAGCUGAUAGUCCAGAGCUGCAAAUCACUGCGGAGGGUGCCAUCAGGCAUUGAGCACUUGAGUACGCUGAAAGUACUGGAAUUCUUCGACAUGCCAAAAGAACUAGUCAUGACUCUGCAUCCUAAUGGAGAAGAUGGAGAUUACUUGAAGGUUGCACAUGUGCCUGAUGUCUACUCUACGUAUUGGAAUAAUGGUAAUUGGGAUAUCUUCUCUUCACUGGGUGCCAAAUUAGAAGACAAACACUCUGCCCAGCUUACUCCUAGAAUGAUCAAACGCAAUUAUACUUGGAAAUAAUGUGUGAUUACUAUUUACUCAUCAAAUACUGUCUGGUCUAUAUUGAUCAAUGUAUAUAUAUAAAUCAUGAACAAGCUUAUGUUUAUGUUCCA